CUGUGUCUCUGUCUGUCUGUCUCAGUGACGAGGACAUGCAGAGCCUGGCCAGCCUGAUGAGUAUGAAGCAGGCUGAUAUCGGCAACCUGGAUGACUUUGAGGAGGAGGACGAGGAGAAUGAGGAGAACAGGGCCAACCAGGAGGAGAAGGCUGCUAAGAUCACAGAGAUGGUAAACCAGCUCAAUGCUCUCAGCUGCUUAGCCGGAGACCCUGAGGACUACUUCCUAAAGCUGGCUAGUAAAAGGCCAAGCAGCGCUCGGUCUCCCUCCCAAGAGCUGAUCAGUAAGCUGAACUUCCUGGAGGAGGAUCAGGACACGCCCCCUGCCCUCUGCUCCAAUCCCUUCGAAGAUCCGGCUGAUGAUGUUGAUGACGCCUCCCACCUGGAACACACCAAUCACUUCAACCCAUUCGGUGAUGAUGAUGAUGAUGAUGAUGGACCCCCUUCCCUGCCCCCCUCCCUCACCCUCCGACAGGACCCAGAGGCCCACUAUGUCCAGGAACCCUCCAACCCCUUCGACGAGGACGAAGUCAACACACACUCGCACACAGAGUACAACCCGUUUGACGAGCCCGACCAGGAUCCAGACCUAGUCCCAGACCCCGACCCCCAGGGGCCCCAGGUCCAGCAGCCGGAGGCUCCCAAACCCAGGGGGAGGAAGGGGGUCAGGCCGGUGGAUAUGAGCAAGUACCUGUAUGCUGACACCAACCCACCACCAGAGGACCAACUGGAUGAAUCCAACCCGUUCUACGAGCCCCGGACCUCCAGCCCAUCCCGGCCCUCCGGGGGCCCCUCUCCAGACUUCAGUAACCAGAAGAGGAGAGCCCCGCUACCUCCCAGACCUCCAGGCCCCAGCCCCUCGGCCCCCAACACCUCCAGGGAGGGGGCAGAGAGGGAGAGAUUCAUGCCCAGUAGACCCAGUGCCGUGGCAGCUGUGGUGGGGCGAGAUCUGGCCUUCUCCUCCCCUAAGCCCAGUCCUAUCCCGAGCCCAGUGCUUGGUGGGAAGCCCAACGCUAGCCAAUCCCUGCUGGCCUGGUGCCGUGAGGUCACAAAGAAUUACCGCGGAGUCAAGAUCACCAACUUCACCACAUCCUGGAGGAACGGCCUGGCAUUCUGCGCCCUUCUCCAUCACUUCAGACCUGAUUACAUAGACUACAAGACCCUCAAUCCUCAGGAUAUUAAGGAAAACAACAAAAAGGCGUAUGAUGUUUUUGCCAACCUGGGCAUCAGUCGUCUGCUGGAGCCAUCUGACAUGGUUCUGCUGGCCAUCCCUGACAAGCUGACCGUCAUGACGUACCUCUACCAGAUCCGAGCCCACUUCAGUGGAGAGGAACUCAACGUGGUGCAGAUAGAAGCCAACAGCAGCCGCAGUACAUACAAGGUGGGAGACUUCGAGACAGACACCAACGCCUCCAUCGGCCAGGACAAGUUCUAUGCCGAGCUAAACGUCAGUGACGCUAAUGCCCAGACCACUGGAUCCAGUGGGGACGUUAGCAUCGGAGCUAACGGCGCUAGCGCCACCAAUGGAGCCGUGGGGAAAGAGGAGGAGGAGAUGGAGGUGGUGAGGAAGAGUGAGACUGUGUCUUUCUCCCUCCCUGACUUUGGGGUGUCCCCCUCCUCUCUCACCUCACCCCCCCUCCCCUUGCCCCGCGCGGCUCUACCCCCCACCGCCACAGAGUCCUCCCACCCCAGAGCAGCGCCUCGCUCCCUUGCCACCACACCUCUGGGAGACGAUCGCCAUCAAUUACAACUAUCUCUGAAGGCAGUCACCCUC
This is a messenger RNA of Oncorhynchus mykiss (rainbow trout), 1772 nucleotides long. Lineage: Eukaryota; Metazoa; Chordata; Actinopteri; Salmoniformes; Salmonidae. The record is from RefSeq and is a predicted model, not a curated record.